AAGUGGUAGAUUUCAAAUGACAGCAUUAAAUAUAAAUUGACUUUAUCCAGCCGAAUUAACGACGCAUAACUAUGUUUGGACUCAUUAUAUCGGGUCGGUUGGUACAAACAGAUCCACAGCAGUUGGCAGAAACCCAAUUUGUGUUUAGUAUCCCCGAUGUAGACAGUGUCAAUCAUGUAGUUGUCUUUCUCACAGGACAAAUGGCAUUUCCAGAAGAAUUAGGGGCAGCAGUGUAUUUCUCCUUCCCAAACCCACAAGGACAGACAUGGCAGCUUUUGGGGCAUAUUUCUAAUGCUAAACCUAGUGCCAUCUUUAAAAUCACAAAAUUAAAACAAGAGGAUGCAAGUGUUUCUGGUCAUCCCUUCGGCCAGUUUGGUGGACAGCAGUCUCACAUGGCACAGAUCGGGAUAUCAGUGGAACCUCUAACACAACUCAGCCAACAAACUCCAGUGACCCAAGCUAAACCGUCUAGCGUGGAACCAUUUGUGGAAUUUUCACAGAAAAUGUUGGAGAACUUUUUUAACUAUGCCAGCUCCUUUGGACUCACACAAGCUCAAAUGACACCAAAUCCUUCAGAGACCUAUGUGCCUCUUAGUACUCUACAAUCAUGGUUUCAAACAUUUCAAAGACGAUUGCAACAGAACCCAUAUUUCUGGAGAUCUUGAAUAUGUUUUAUGAUUUUACACACAUAUUUUUGUUCAGAUUUUAAAGAAAUACUUAAUUUAGAGUAAAUCUGCUUUAAUCAAGCAUUGUUAUGUCAGAAUUCCGUCUUGAAUAUACUUUGUAGUAUAUUUUCUUUCCUUAUUCUAAUUUAGUGACCUUAGGAGGUAAUUCAGUUCAAACUCUUUGUGAACUUAAAUCCCAUAUUUAUGAUUCCCCUACCAGUAAAACCAGGGGUAAAUAUAGUUUGCCUCUCCAUCCCUCUGUUGCUGCAACUGUGAAAGUUUCUCAGUGCUCUUAAUGGUUUCAUUCUUUUAGGGAUUCUCAUCAAACUUCACACACUUAUUAAACAUCAAAAUAUCAUGGUCAAGGGUUUUUGGGUCAAGGUCACAGUUACAUUUUGUAGAAAACCAUUGUCAGACCUCUAGUGACUUCAUUCCUAGAGGGAUUCUUAUCAAACUUCACAAUUUAUUAAGGAUAAAAUUAUCUAUGACCAUUUAGAGUUUCAGGGGUGUAGGUCAUGGUCAUUGUUACUAUUUCUAGAAAAUUUGAAAGUCAUUACAUUGUAAUAUCUUGUUUGGGUAGGUAAGGGAAAUAUAUUGCUUCAGCAAUACUCAGUAUGCUUGUUUUCUUCUACAAAUGUGAAUUUGUUUGUCAAAAGAUUGAACAAGAAUGAAAUACUGCACAAUGUUGUUUUCACAUUUCAGUUGAUAUGGCUGAAGAAUAUCUAGCCCUGUAUAUACAGGCACCCUGGCAAUUGUUUGUGUGUCUGGUCUAUCUACAUUUUAUAGUUUCACUGUUAGUAGAUAUGCAGGUUUUAAUUUCUGAUUGGAUAUAACCAGGGUUGUAUAAUAUACACUUGUAUGCAAUUACUGAAUACAAUGUAUUUCCAGAUGUAAUGCCGGUAACAGCAGAGGUUUGACAUGAAAAACUUUUAUGAUGGUUACACUUAAUCAUCUGUAUAAUUUUAAUGAUUCUGCAAGAAAGAAGAGAUUCAUCAAUACAUAAUUUCUUUUGUUAAUCAUUGAAAAAGGUUUUCUCUGGCAGUACAUUUUUUUUCGGCUUCCCUGAUCCUUUGUUCAGCUUUCUGUCUUUAAUUGUAUGGAUUAAAGCUAUAUAAUAGAUUAAAAUCAUAUUCAUUGAGCUGUCUUUGUAACAUUGCAUUGAAGAUCAAUCUAUUAAAUCAUAUUAUAUAUUGGAC
Molecule: messenger RNA, 1861 nt
Organism: Ylistrum balloti
Lineage: Eukaryota; Metazoa; Mollusca; Bivalvia; Pectinida; Pectinidae
Product: protein Hikeshi-like
Exons: 4
Coding region: 72-665 (197 amino acids)
Biological process (GO): protein import into nucleus
Cellular component (GO): cytosol; nucleus
Molecular function (GO): Hsp70 protein binding; nuclear import signal receptor activity
Source: RefSeq, a predicted model, not a curated record